Caenorhabditis briggsae is the source of this 1158-nucleotide messenger RNA. The coding region runs from base 1 to 1158 and encodes 385 amino acids. The transcript has 5 exons. Lineage: Eukaryota; Metazoa; Nematoda; Chromadorea; Rhabditida; Rhabditidae. The record is from RefSeq and is a predicted model, not a curated record.
AUGUCCCUUUACAAACCAUCGUCUGGUCUUCUGGAGACCCAUGUGACGUGGCAUGAUGUAGAGGAAGAAAUGCAGAAGGCGUUGGGAACUAAUGCAGUUUUUGGACCAAAUAAGAAGGCAACUAAUAUUGGAGAUUUGAAGGGAUUCAUGUCCAGAAUCGCUUUGAUUGAUCCAGAUUGGCAGGGAACCAGCGAGGACGAGAAAUUGCCUGAGAAAUUUGCUGUGAAGAUUUCAUCCCAAAUUGCUCAUGCUAAGCUUGCUAGUGUCCUUGGUUCCGAAGGAUUCGAUGAGGCGAAAUUGGAAAUGUUGUCUGCGUUCACUAGAAAAUUCCAUAAUCAAGAAGUCGAGGCAUACAGACAUUUGAUGAAAUUCAAUCAUCCAGAUAUACCGUAUACCAAGGUCUACGCUCUAAAAUCAUUCUCCAAUGAAACCGAUUUAAAAGCAUAUAUCAUUUCGGAUUUCGUUCCAAACGUUCAUUGUAUGGGAAUGCAUCAGUCGAUAUCAGCAAACGAUAUCACCCAGUUGAUUCGCGGAGUUGCCACAUUUUCAGCAUUGGCUCAAAGUUUCACAGAAGAAGAACUAUCGAAAUUCAGUGGACCUGAAAUGAUGGAAUCCGCGUUUGCGCAGUUCUUUGAUGAUGAGCAAAUGGACAAAAUGUUCGGAAGUUUGGAUGCGAUUUUCGGAACGGAACAUAAGGACCUUCUAGAGAAAGUUGUUCCAAUUUUUCGUUAUUAUAAAACUCUUAUCAAGAAUUUUGCUCAUAUUCAAGAGAAUCCAGGGUUCAAGUUGGUCCUGAAUCACAAUGAUUUGUGGCAAGCGAAUAUGUUGCACAGUCUGAAGAACGAUCGAAAAGGUCUGAAAUUAGAGGCAAUUAUCGAUUGGCAAUGUGUUGGACGAGGAGCUGCUGGAUCGGAUAUGGUGCGGGUUUUAAUAUGCUGUUUGAAUGCUCAGCUCCACGACUCNUACAACAUCCAUUUCCCGCUGAUGGCCAUGAUCGUGGUCCCCAUGAUUAUGCCCUUUUUGGAUUCCCAUGAAACUGGAGAGGAAAAAGAAAAAUAUCGAGAGGAGAAUAUUGUAAAAUUGGUGGCUAUCAUGGAAGAUGUCAUUGAUUAUCAUGCGAAAAAUAUUGAGAAAUUCCCAACUUUUAUGAAAGUUUGA